Messenger RNA from Ochotona curzoniae (black-lipped pika), 3750 nucleotides. It is a transcript of the gene ZNF76, whose product is annotated as zinc finger protein 76. The transcript is spliced from 14 exons. Gene Ontology annotation, molecular function: DNA-binding transcription factor activity, RNA polymerase II-specific; RNA polymerase II cis-regulatory region sequence-specific DNA binding. Gene Ontology annotation, biological process: regulation of transcription by RNA polymerase II; central nervous system development. Bases 372 to 2084 code for a protein of 570 amino acids. The record is from RefSeq and is a predicted model, not a curated record. Lineage: Eukaryota; Metazoa; Chordata; Mammalia; Lagomorpha; Ochotonidae. Gene Ontology annotation, cellular component: nucleus.
GAUAAGUGGACAUCCUCCGCGGCCACGGGGGUGAGGGUGGGGGGAGCGGCGCGGGGUGGAGCGUGCCCUGUUACUUUCUAGACGGGUUCCGGGGCCCGGUAGAGGCUCGCCGAGAGGAGAGGAAAAAGUGCGGCGGCCCUGGAACCUGGAUACCGCGCGAGGCAAGCUGCGCGCGGGCGGGCGGGCUAUGGCGCAGGCGGGUUGCGGGGCCGGCGCUGGUGGCGGGGCCCGGUGCAUGGCGGUCUGUCGGCGGAGUCGCCCUCGGGGGCUGUCAGAUUUGUGACCCAGAAGAAAAUCUCUGACCUCCACUGUGGCUCUCAGUGCUGGCCAGAAGCCCGCUUCAUGUCUAAGCGCACGAGCAGCAGUUUGCCAUGGAGAGCCUGGGGAUGCAGACGGUGACCCUCAGCGAUGGGACGACAGCCUACAUCCAGCAGGCCGUCAAAGGAGAGAAGCUGCUUGAAGGACAGGUGAUCCAGCUCGAGGACGGUACCACAGCUUACAUCCAUCAAGUGACGGUACAGAAAGAAUGUCUCUCCUUUGAGGAUGGGCAGCCUGUGCAGCUGGAGGAUGGCAGCAUGGCCUACAUACACCGCACACCCAAAGAGGGCUAUGACCCCAGCGCCCUGGAGGCCGUCCAGCUGGAAGACGGUUCCACCGCCUACAUCCACCACCCCAUAGCUGUGGCGUCCAACAGCACCAUCCUUGCUGUGCAGACAGAGGUGGGCUUGGAGGACCUGGCUGCAGAGGACGAGGAGGGCUUCAGCGCAGACACAGUGGUAGCCCUGGAGCAGUAUGCCAGUAAAGUUCUGCAGGACAGCCAGGCUGCCCAUAAUGGCAAAGGGCAGCAGACUGGAGACCGAGCAUUCCGCUGUGGCUACAAGGGCUGUGGGCGUCUCUACACCACUGCACAUCACUUAAAGGUGCAUGAGCGAGCUCAUACAGGUGACCGCCCAUAUAGGUGUGACUUCCCCAGCUGCGGAAAGGCUUUUGCCACGGGCUAUGGGCUGAAGAGCCACGUCCGCACCCACACUGGAGAGAAACCUUACAAGUGCCCAGAGGAGCUGUGCAGCAAGGCCUUCAAGACCUCAGGAGACCUGCAGAAGCAUGUCCGCACCCACACCGGUGAACGCCCAUUCCGGUGUCCUUUUGAGGGCUGCGGCCGCUCCUUUACCACAUCCAACAUCCGCAAGGUCCAUGUGCGCACCCAUACGGGCGAACGGCCCUACACCUGCCCUGAACCCCACUGUGGCCGUGGCUUCACCAGUGCCACCAACUACAAGAAUCACGUGCGCAUCCAUACAGGGGAGAAGCCAUACGUUUGCACCGUGCCAGGCUGUGGGAAGCGCUUCACCGAGUACUCAAGCCUGUACAAGCACCACGUGGUGCACACGCAUUGCAAGCCCUACACCUGUAGCACCUGCGGCAAGACCUACCGGCAGACCUCCACCCUGGCCAUGCACAAGCGCAGUGUGCACGGCGAGCUGGAAGCCACAGAGGAGAGCGAGCAGGCCCUCUACGAGCAGCAGCAGCUGGAGGCCGCCUCUGCAGCCGAAGAGAGCCCACCACCCAAACGACCCCGCAUCACCUAUGUUUCGGAGGUGAAAGAAGAGGGUGAUGACAUCCCAACCCAGGUGGCCAUGGUGACUGAGGAAGAUGGGGCUGCCCAAGUGGCUCUCAUCACUCAGGAUGGUACCCAGCAGGUCAACAUCACCCCAGAGGACCUGCAGGCCCUGGGGAGUGCCAUCAGCAUGGUGACCCAGCACGGCAGCACCACCCUCGCCAUCCCCAGUCAUGAUGACGACCUGGCCACGUCUGGCACGCAUACGGUCACCAUGGUCAGCGCUGAUGGCACGCAGACGCAGCCCGUCACAAUCAUCACUUCUGGAGCUGUCAUGGCUGAGGACUCAAGUGUAGCAUCCCUUCAUCAUCAACAGGUGGCACUAUUGGCCACAGCCAAUGGAACCCACAUUGCAGUGCAGCUGGAAGAGCAGCAGACCUUAGAGGAGGCCAUCAGCGUAGCCACUGCUGCCAUGCAGCAAGGGACCGUGACUUUGGAGACAGAGGUGUCGGAGAGUGGCUGCUGAGCCCGAGGCCUGGGUCCCACACCUCAUCGGAGGAGGUGCCAUGCUGCACAGGCAUGCCUGCUGCCAGGGGUCCUGGCUGCGGCUAGCCCACGGGAGGUGGCUGCACAUGGGUUUCUGAGGCAAAAAAGGCAGCAGAAAAACAGCUUUCCUGAAGGGGAUGGGUCCUGCCUCAGAUGGGGAGUGGGUCAUCAUCAGACACUGAGGGGAGCCUUCCCUUACAGAGGACCCACUUCCUGCCUUCAGUUCACCUUUGUUCUCAGGUGGAGAGUGGGCAGCAGUGAGCUGGCCCUCUAUCCUUACUGAUCCCAGCCCGUCAGGGGAGAGAUCAGCUGGCUCUUUAGUUGAGUUGGGACAGAACAGGCCUGGCCCAGCCCUACUCAGCGCCCGCCCCCCCCCCCCCAGCAAUAACCACCUCCCCAGAGGCUGGAGGGCAACCCAAGAUACCUGGCUGCUCGGCACCAGGGACUCCCUGCCACCACAGUCAGAAUUAAUUCCUCAGGGGCCUGUGGCUGGAGAAAAGGUGCCCAGCCCGCACCACCCCCAACUGCCCCCAGCCCAGAGAGGCAGAAGAACAGCCCUGUGUGUAUAUAUAGAGAGAGAGACUGGCUGGCGCUUGGGUUUCAUUUGUUUUGGUUUAUUUUUUUUUAAUUCCAUUUUGAUAAUUUGUUUCUCCUGUUGUGGGUGGUGAUGGCAGCAGCAAACGGAUGAAUGAGUAUUUAAUAAAAGUUCCCAAGUUUCCACCUAGCUCCUCUGUCAAGUGAGACUGUCGGUCCUGUUUCCCUGGCGCAAGGCCCGCUCAGCCUCCACACCUCCAUAGCAGCUGGUCUGCCGGGGCACAGUGGGGAGGGAGGAAGGUCUGCUUGCAAUAAACCCUGCUGAGCCCCUGUGACUUCCUGCCCACAGCUGAGCAGGUGGCUCCAGACUGCGUCUCAGGCCUCAGGGUGAUUGGGCUGGGGGAAUUGUGCUUCCCAGAGUCGCACCUUGCAGCCGCAUUCGUGUCACUCUUCCCAGAGGGCACAGCUCUGGUGGGAGAAGGGCAGAAUGUGAGAUCACUGGUGCCCAAAUUCUGGCUCUGUUAGCCCACUCUGGGGUGCCAGCCGAGCUCUAGGGCUGUGCUGUGGAUUCCAAAGCCACAGUCAGACCCACUACAAAGCAAGUGGUAAGGGCAGAGGAGCCAGAGGAAGGGACGUGGGAAAGGCAUGGGAUGGCAAGAGACUCUAGGUUUGGUCCUGGCUGAACAGGGACUUGCCAAGGAUUAGAAAUGUCUCUUUCCCCAUUAUGAUGACCGUACCCCAAGCUCUUUCCUGCGUCCUGGAAAUGCACCCUCAACGCCCUGACCCAGACAUCCCCUCCUGGGUUACCUGAAAAGUUCCAGCUACUCUUAACACCAGCACCCUGAAAACCAGGGUGGGAGGAGGGACAUGUGUCUCAGAAUUGGCCCAGACAGGUGUCUGGGGCACCCAUGAUUGUUAUCCUCAGUGUGACUACCACCCUUUGGGUGCUGGACCUGAAGGUGUGGCUGCCUACUGCCAGGACCACUGCGAUUGGACCUCACACAAGGCUCACCCACAAGUGCUCACAAUCUGCAUGUCUUCUGGGCCCAGAGUGGGCAGGACUCUGCAUGCCUUUUAAGGCCAAUGCCCAGGGGAUGGAGCCAGCAAAUGAA